UUGUACAGUACAGUAUAGUAUACAUACCUCAUUUAAACGACGCGGACGUCGCGUUGUUCUUGGAAUUAAAAUAUUUUCAUCUUCCAAAAAUCGUUUAUAUGGUCCUCUUUUCAUAUUUUUAACGUACGCAAAAUUAACUUUGAAACAACAAUUACACACGGACGACGAGACAUAAGGCCUGUUCUUUUUAGCUGAACUGGCUGCACUAAUUCAGAGUUUAUCUUUCUUCUUUUAACGUGGAGGGAAGAAGAUAAACUGUGAACUAGUGCAGUCAGUUCAGCUAAAAAGAACAGGCUUACAAUUACAAUUUUACAAAUGUGAGCGGGAGACAAAGCAAUGCAGCUGAGAAAGAAAAAUCAAAAUAUCGCUCGUACACCAGCAAAUACAGAUGCAAGGAUAUAAUUCGGACCAAUGAGCGUUUAGCAUUGGACCGCCAAUUUGAAAAUCGGACCAAUCCCAACUAGUGAUAGAAUUUCGCGCCCGAAAACAUAUGCAGCACGCAUGUAGCACCGGCCACGCCGCACACAACACGCUCGCAUGGCGCGCACUGAACCUAACCAAGCGUGUGUCAUAUAUAGAUAGAGCAUUUCAACGUGCGUACGUGCAUGUGUGUGUAGCGUGCUACGUGAUUUCGGACUUGUAUUCACAUCUCGAUCCGCGCCUUGCAAGAGAUUUCGUGUUAGUUUUACGUUUCUUCGUUCUAGUGAACGACAAACAACGAUACAGUAAUGACGAAUUUGCACAUGAUAGAUGACACACAAUGUUUAAUUUAUGAGUUCACAAACGAGAGUCACAAAAUUGCAGUAGGGUUCCGCGAAUGGUUGUGUAAGAAAGUGACUGAUAGUGAAUUGCGAGAAAUUAUCAAUGAAGAAAAACAAGUUACAUUGCAAUGGCCUGAUGUGGAUGUCGGACCAGCGGCUACUAUAAAAAAAAAAUAGAUUCAUGUUCAUGGAUGCAAACCACGGCAAAAAUUUUAGCUCAUGGUGGAACCUGCAUAUCAGGUUACUACAUUAAACGAAUAAAUUAUGGAAUGGACAGACAUGUGCACUCGUCGAUCUAAUUUGGAAAAAUAUGGGUUUAUGAAGUCUUCUAAAAGUGAGCGAAAAGAAAUAAAAAGAAAAUGCGUAAGUGACGAAAGCGAUGAUGAAGAUAAAACUAAAUCAAAGAAGAAAGUCUCCAAAUCUAAAAAACAUACUCAAUCCGUUGAGGUAAAAAAUAAAAAUAAACUGUGGAUGCAGUUGAAAAAUGACAAGCAGUUCGAAAGAAAGAUUACAAUUUCGGAUGAUGAGAACGAUGACAAUUCGUCAGAAAUGACAGCAAAGCUACAAGCUAAAGUCGUCACACUUGAGAAAGAGAUCGAAAGACUAAAAAAUGACAAUAAACGUUUGAGAACUUUAAAAACAAUAAACGAAGAUCUGUCAGUAAUAGAUAGCCAAAUAAAAAAUAUAAUGUCAAAUCUGACACAAAUUUUAAAAAAAACGGCGCACACAAAUGAAGAUUUCAACGAACAAAUUAUUCAAAAUGAGAGUCAAGAACUUGAGACACCAGCAAUUGGUAAUAACGUUUCUUCAAUUGAAGAAGACGUAGUUGAGCGUAAGAAAGAAAACGUGGUAAAGCAUGAGAAAGAAAACGUGGUUAAACAUGAGGAAGAGAACGUUAUGCGUGAGGAACCAAUACAUUUCCAUAUAAAGAAAGAAAUUCUGGAUAAAUGCAAUCAUUCGAGUAUUGCUAAAUUGACUGGAGAUCUCACUUCAGCAAUAUUUUCUCGAAAAGAACUUGCUACCUCAUCGUUAACGGGCAAAGUAGCCAAUAUUCAUAAAAAUAAAAAUACGUCUGCAGCCAAGGAAAAAGAAAAACUCAGCCCUCGGAGAGUAGAUGCCAUUAUGUCUUAUGUGCAAUCGACUUUCACAAGAAGUGAAGACACUGUUAAAGAAAUACAAAGAGCCAUUCGUCGCAAAUGCAAUAAUACUCGUAUGCAGUAAUACUCGUAUCAGAAUAUACAAAAAUAGUACAAAUUA
Solenopsis invicta (red fire ant) is the source of this 2018-nucleotide messenger RNA. RefSeq names its product interaptin-like. Lineage: Eukaryota; Metazoa; Arthropoda; Insecta; Hymenoptera; Formicidae. The transcript is spliced from 8 exons. Bases 1026 to 1982 code for a protein of 318 amino acids. Gene Ontology annotation, molecular function: DNA binding. The record is from RefSeq and is a predicted model, not a curated record.